Molecule: messenger RNA, 2052 nt
Organism: Aspergillus alliaceus
Lineage: Eukaryota; Fungi; Ascomycota; Eurotiomycetes; Eurotiales; Aspergillaceae
Product: RAD52 DNA repair protein RADC
Exons: 6
Coding region: 172-1929 (585 amino acids)
Biological process (GO): mitotic recombination; double-strand break repair via homologous recombination; DNA recombinase assembly
Cellular component (GO): nucleus
Source: RefSeq, a predicted model, not a curated record
CCCAUCGAUGAGAUAACCACGUGAUAUCGCGAUAAGGCGUGUCAGAUUCCGUCACGCGUCGAGUUGCUUAGAUUGACCGUGAUGAAUCUUAUUCCCGCUGAGCACACCGCAAGCAUCGGUGUAUUUCAAUGAGAUCCUCCUUUAUUUAGUGUAACAUCUAUAUACCCUCUGAUGAUGCCCGCUGUUGGUGACCAACAUCGAGGCAAUCCGACAUGUAUCAUGAUGCCCAACGCGACCGAUGCCAAGACAGCAAAUCCAUUUGAGGAAUCCCCUCGCCGCAUGAGCGAGUAUACGGCUCAGGAAAUUGCCACAUUGCAAGCACGUCUCGAUAAGAAACUCGGCCCAGAAUACAUCUCUUCCAGACCAGGCGCCGCGGGACAGAGAGUCCAUUAUCUAGCUGCUGACAAGUGCAUCAACCUUGCCAAUGAAGUUUUUGGAUUCAAUGGAUGGUCGAGUUCGAUACAACAAAUCCAGAUCGACUUUGUCGAUGAAAGCCAAAACACGGGGAAAAUUAGCUUGGGACUGUCGGUGGUAGUGAGGGUGACCCUGAAGGACGGGACUUAUCACGAGGACAUCGGGUAUGGUCAUAUUGAAAAUUGCAAGGGGAAAGCUGCGGCUUUCGAAAAAGCCAAGAAAGAAGGAACCACAGAUGCAUUGAAGCGUACAUUGCGGAAUUUUGGCAAUGUGCUGGGCAAUUGCAUCUAUGAUAAGGAGUACGUCUCAAAGGUGACGAAAGUGAAGACCGCACCUGCCCGAUGGGACGUGGAUGACCUUCACCGGCAUCCCGAUUUUGCACCGAUCAAAAAAGAGCCAGUACAGCGGAAGCCAAUUCCAGAAGAUGAUGAUCUCCCUCCUCGUCCAACAGACACUGUGAAGAACAGCGGUGCCUCAGUUGAUACUGCCUUUGAUGUCGAUGGAGAGUUUGGAAGUGACUUAUUCGACGAAGCGGACUUUGGGGUUGGCACAACUGGAAACCCAGAUGAAGUAGUAAUAGGCCCUGAUACACAGAGAUUUCAGCAACAACCAACACCGGUAAACCGCCAAAACGGCCCAGCCCCCUACCGAGGCCCUCCACAGCAUAAUCUUGCCGCUGCAGGGAGACCAAGUUCCGCUAUUGUCACACCAUCCAAAUCCGAAAGGCCUCUCAACCAAGCACUUGCAGCUAGGCAAAUACCACCUCCUGCUCUUAAUUCUAGACCAACCCCCGCUGUGCCCCCUCAAAACAUACAACGCAACCUCUCUAAUGGAGGAACAUUACCACCUGGUCAACAAAAGUCUAAUCAGGACACAGACCUGCCCGGUGCAGGGGGUCAGGUGCCCAUCAAGCAGGAACCGGUCUCUAAUUUCAAUGAUCCUAGACCCAAGGACAUGCUUCCACCUGGCAGCUCACCUAUGCCAUCCGCUUCAUUCUUCUCAGCCCGAGCAGUCGAUCUUUUACGGGACAAUCCACAAUCUGGCGCGGCUCCUCCGUUCGACCCCCACGCAGAAAGUCCAUCGAUUCGUAAGACAGCAGGCGUUGACCACAGCAAGAGUGUCCCGAUCUCGAAACCCAUGCUUACCGGUGCAUCACCCGUCUCCAACAACUCCCGGGACUUCAUCAAUCCCGCUACAGAUAUGCAUCGGAAGAUCGGCGCCCCCGGUAGUGGUGGAGCCAGUAGUCCGAUGAAUCGAGGCCAGACGACCUCGUCUUACCGCCCGUUGACAAGACCGAACAUUGACCCCAGAAACGCGGCUAAUGCUGCCGCUGCAAAUCGGGCCGUUGGACCACAGAAUUUGAACGGGAAACGGCCCCCUUUGAGUGAUGUGACCAAUGCAUCCACCCCGGGCGGCAGCGGGUCUGCUCCUGUUGGUGGUAUAACUGACCAGAAGAGGCCGAGAUUCAACGAGGGUCCUAUACAGCAGCAGCAGCAGCAACAACAGCAGCAAUAAAGUGGCCAUGAUUAUGUGGAGAAUGUCCGGACGUUGCAUCAUUAGUGGCGGUCUUAUGGGUAGUUCAAGGAAUAUGGCGCUAAGGAGUACGUAAUAGGUAAUAGGGCUCCGGAUACAAAUGCU